AUUUAAUUUGGGACUUCCCAGUAUUCUGACCCAGCAAGAGGCUCAGGAUGAGCGACAUUUACCAAGACCACUACCAAAUGUUGGGAUUGCGCAGGGACGCCACCGAAAGUCUUAUUAAAAGCUCUUUUCGGAAAUUGUCUCUGCAAUGGCAUCCCGACAAAAACAUAAGCGGAUCGGAGCAGUUCUUGAAGAUCAACAACGCGUACCGCGUUCUGAUCGACCCCAAAAAACGAGCCUCAUAUGAUCACUCCACUUUGAAGACUAAAUCUCAAAGUCACGUCCACCCCUCCGAGGACUUUAUUGUCUCUGAUAUAAUGGCUCGCCGUGAUCGCUACUACUUGUCCAAGGGUAACUUUGAACAGCCAAAUCGAUUCUUCCCAAUUCCAAACCCAGGCGAACCUAACCAAGACGAUUUUUACAAAAAGCUCAAAGUGGCUAUAUGUAUCGGAGGCGUACUAUUGGCCUAUGUGACAUACAAAAUAUAUCGGGGAUACCAUCCUCCGAUGCCAGUUCCGGAGGCAGUCAUCACACAGGUUGUACCCCAGGAAUUCACUUCUAAAAACGCUGUUGUAAAAGGUGUGAGAACUGGCUGGAAUUGGACUGCAUCCAAUACGGGUCCAUAUCUAGUUUCCCCGCUGAAGAAUAUCUUUAACGCAGUUUGGGACAGGGUAGUACCGCCGAAGUAA
Messenger RNA from Drosophila rhopaloa, 686 nucleotides. RefSeq names its product chaperone protein DnaJ. Gene Ontology annotation, cellular component: endoplasmic reticulum. The record is from RefSeq and is a predicted model, not a curated record. The transcript has 3 exons. Lineage: Eukaryota; Metazoa; Arthropoda; Insecta; Diptera; Drosophilidae. Bases 48 to 686 code for a protein of 212 amino acids. Gene Ontology annotation, molecular function: protein-folding chaperone binding; misfolded protein binding.